Messenger RNA from Oreochromis aureus, 7494 nucleotides. It is a transcript of the gene fnbp1b, whose product is annotated as formin-binding protein 1. NCBI's taxonomy places the organism in Eukaryota, Metazoa, Chordata, Actinopteri, Cichliformes, Cichlidae. Gene Ontology annotation, biological process: signal transduction. Gene Ontology annotation, molecular function: protein binding. The coding region runs from base 493 to 2427 and encodes 644 amino acids. The record is from RefSeq and is a predicted model, not a curated record. The transcript is spliced from 17 exons.
UCCGAAACCCUCUGGGACUAUUCAAUGCAACAUCUGCCAAGGGUGGCGACCCUUUUCACACCACCCCCCUGCGUUCAUAUAGCAUUUCUAAACGGGCUUUUCAGCAGUGCAAUGACACAGCGAAGAGAGUGAGCGAGCAGAGAUAUCGGUAAAGGCUUUUUUGGACAACCCCGCAGUGACACCCCCCACCAGGCGUUUUUUUUUCUUCUCGCCUGUGCGCGCGCAGGAGCAGCUGUCAUUGGCGCUGGUGCCCGCGCGCUGCAUUCAGCGAGACUAUCCUGUUUGAAGAUGCUGCAGCUCUUGGCCAUCUUGUGUCAGAGAGGAUGAGAGUGUGAAAAAAAAACCACCUACAAGGAGAGGAGCGUUUUUUUUCUUCUCAGCGUUGACAGGCGAAUACCACAGAGGCAAAAAUCACGUCUGCUAUCGCCGCUGUGUGUGUUGGAAAGACCUCGUACAAGCUGUGGAUUAUUCCUAGGACAUCACACUGAAACCAUGAGCUGGGGGACAGAGCUAUGGGAUCAGUUUGACAACUUGGAAAAGCAUACACAGUGGGGGAUCGAGUUUGUGGAAAAGUACACCAAAUUUGUCAAGGAGAGAUCAGAAAUUGAAACCAACUAUGCAAAACAGAUUAGGAAUCUAUCAAAGAAAUAUCAGCCCAAGAAGAACUCCAAAGAAGAAGAAGAGAGCAAGUACACCUUCUGUCGAGCCUUCCUAACAACACUGAACGAGUUAAAUGAUUAUGCAGGUCAACACGAGGUUAUUUCUGAGGACUUGACAUCUCAUAUCAUCACCGAACUUACGCGCUACCUACAAGAACUCAAGACUGAGAGAAAAUCGCACUUCCAUGAUGGGCGUAAGGCACAGCAGCACAUUGAAAGCUCGUGGAAACAGCUGGAAGCGAGUAAAAAACGGUUUGAGAGGGAGUGUAAAGAGGCAGAAAGAGCACAGCAGUACUUUGAGAAGAUGGAUGCUGACAUUAACGUGACUAAGGCUGACGUGGAAAAGGCACGGCAGCAAGCUCAGAUGAGGCACCAGAUGGCUAAUGACAGUAAGAGUGAAUACGCCGCCUACCUGCAGAAGUUCAACCAGGAACAGAAUGAACAUUACUAUACAGUUAUUCCCAACAUAUUCCAGAAACUUCAAGACAUGGAGGAGAAAAGAAUUGAGAGGAUAUCAGUGUGCAUGAAGAAAUUUGCAGACGUGGAUCGCCAGGUGCUGCCCAUUGUGGGAAAAUGUUUAGAUGGCAUGACAAAUGCUGCCGAGUCCAUUGAGCCCAAGGCUGACUCUAAGCAGGUGGUGGAGUCCUUCAAGUCCGGUUUCGAGCCCCCAGGAGAUGUAGAGUUUGAGGACUAUGGCCAGGCCAUGAAGAGGACAGUAUCUGAAACCAGCCUGUCCAACACCAAAGAGAGCAAAGAGAAGCCUGGUGGCAAGACCAAAGGCAAACUGUGGCCUUUCAUUAAGAACAAGAACAAGCUUAUGUCCCUGUUAACGUCCCCCCACCAGCCCCCACCUGCCCCCCCAGCCUCAUCCCCACCCUCACCCUCUGCUGUUCCCAACGACCCCCAGUCUCCCAAGCAGCACAAGGAGCCCCUCUCCCACCGCCUCAACGACUUCAUGGCCUCCAAACCCAAAAUGCACUGCCUCCGGAGCCUGAGGCGAGGGCUUUCUCUCAAGCUGAUCACACUCAAUUCCCACGUCCGGAAUCUCAUUGAGGGUUCUGUACCGGAGGACUUCAGUCACCUGCCGCCAGAGCAGAGGAGGAAGAAGUUGCAGGGCAAGAUCGAUGAGCUGAGUAAAGACAUACAAAAAGAAAUGGACCAGAGAGAUGCUCUGACCAAGAUGAAAGACGUGUAUAUAAAGAACCCUCAGAUGGGAGACCCGGCCAGUGUCGACCCCCGGCUAACAGAAAUAGGUCAAAACAUUGAGAAGCUCCAGUCUGAAGUACAGAAAUUUGAAGGCUGGUUAGCAGAGGUGGAGGAGAGAAUGCCGUCUAAGAGUGAUUCACAGCGGAAAAGCGGACUCUAUGAGACCCAGAAUAGCACAACAGUGAGCAACAACUGUGCACAGGACAGAGAGAGGCCCCUGAGCAGCCCGGAUGGCAGCUACACAGAGGAGCAGAAUUCAGAGGUUCAGGUCAAAGCCCAACCCAUCCCCACCCCAACCACCACAACGGAGUUCGAUGACGAGUUUGAUGAUGAGGAGGUCCUGCCUACCAUCGGCACCUGCAAAGCCUUGUAUCCCUUCGAAGGUCAUAACGAGGGCACCAUCUCCGUGGCUGAGGGCGAGCUGUUGUACGUCAUAGAAGAAGACAAAGGAGAUGGCUGGACACGCGUGCGGAGGAACGAGGAUGAGGAGGGAUACGUGCCCACAUCCUACGUUGAAGUGUUUUUGGAAACGAAUGCCAAAGGUGCUAUGACAUACAUUUAACUCAGCAAGUUCUUGCUAUGACAGUUUUUGUUACUCUGUAUUCCAUUCACGUGCUGAACGAGUGGGGCAAGUUACAGAGAUUAUAGAUGCUAGCUCAGACACACACACACAGACACUUCACGUCGCUCCACAAAGAAGGAGCAAUCGGAUUUGUCCAUUGUGCCUCAUAACAGUCUGAAAAGUUGUUUCUGGUAGCGUGAGCUGUGCCAAUCAGAUAUCAUGUCUAAGAAGUGUUUGAAGUGAAGCCUGUUGUUAUCUCAUCUCUUAUUCACAGCAGUGCCACCUAGUGAUCAUUGAAAAUAAAACAUGGCACACUGAAAGCUCAUGAUGGCGCAAAUCAGCACCUAACAGUGAUCACCUGUACAUUUGAGACAUUCAGUAUUUGAUUUUCUUUUAGGUUUUAAAAUGUUGAAUAACAAUAUUCCACUCAAAUAAAAACACUGUUAAUCGAGACUUUGAGCCAGAACUGUGGCCAAAGCUGAAUCUGUGUGGUGAUAAAUCAGCUGAGUGAAUGUAAGCACCAUGUGAAGAGGCAGUGACCAUCAACUCAAAGUUACAGUUUUAGAAGUUAUUGUGUUUUGGUCACUUGACGUACCUAAAAAGAAAGAAUGCUUAAUGUGCAAUCAAGCAAAUGUAAUUUAAAUCAGCUGUACAGUAUGAAGACAUAUCAAGAGAUAUUUUUGUAGGUUAAACUAGAUUAAAAAUCAUGCUGCUGCCUCUCAAGUGUCGCAUGCUCUAGAUAAAUUACAGUGUUGUUACAACAAGAACAAGUUAUUUUCCCCUGUAAGGGGCCAUUUUUUUAAAAUAUUGUCCAGUUUAAUAAAAUUAAUAGCCGCCUUAUAAUGUUUCCUUUUUCUAAAUUCACCUUUUGAUAAUGACAGUGUUGGGCUGUUCUGGUCCUUUUUUGCAGGCCAGUGGUAAAAGACUAAAGGACUGAGAAUUAGCUGAAGUAAACUAUAUAUGGUGAGGCUGAGCUGGGAUAUGGAGCUGGUCAUGACUCUAAAGCUUUGUGGUUUGUUUGCAUCGGUCUCUGAAGUGUUUACUCUAAGAGCAUGGUGUGUGUAGCCUCUGGGUCAUUUCACUGCUCUGUUACUCUUUUCCAAGAUCAGCACUCUCUCAAAAAUCAUACCAGAGCCUUUGUUUAACUCUCACUCUUUUAAAGACACAACUCACCUCAAAAUUGAAUUUACACAUUUUCCCUCUGGCCUCUAGUGCUAUUUUCUUACUGUGCAACUACAUCCACUAACUGUAAAAAGCAUGCAGCUAGCUAACAUUAGCAGAGGGGGGCACCAUUGAUGUUUACAUGCUGUCACUCUGCUAUGAACAAGAGACUGUUGUCAGUCUUUUCUGCCCAGUGAGACAGUUUAGGUAGAAAGAAAACAGGUUUUACAUAAAUCUGCUCGCACCAAAACAGUCUAGAUCAGGGAUGACAAAAGCAUUUCACACUGUGGGCCACAAAUAGCCGCCUACCAGUUCUACUCCCCUUUCUGUCAGUGUUAAAAAGUAAAAUUACACAUUUAAACUUUGAGAUAUCUUAAUAUAAUUUUUUAAAAUAAGGUGCAAUUUCAACAGGACAUCUCAUUUUUUUGUACAUGAUAAAGAAAAACUGCUGUAGUAAAUGACAGAAUGACUCUUUGGGCUUAAAUGGUAAGAAACAAAUUACAGAAAAAAAUUUAGCUGUAGCACAUUGACUACCCUGUAAUUAAUAGCAUUUUUCUUUAGUUCAUUCACAGAAAAUGUCCUUUUUUCCCUUACUUUGUACACAUUGUAAAAAAAACCCCUUCCUGUCAUUUCAUUUUUAUUCUAUAACCUAAUUACUUUAGUGUAGUGUGAAUAGUUAUAGGCUGGUUUUUAUCAUUAAAGAUAAAGCUGGAAAACUUAUAAAAAUAUCAUCUUUCAUGUUUUCCAAAGCUGUCCAGUGGACCUGAUUAGGAGUCGUUGCUAGGCCGAUUCUGGACCCGGGGUCUUAUGUUUGACAACACAGAUCUAAAAAUAGUACUACAGGCCAGAUUUCGUAUGAUUUGGGGAGUUGAAGGGUCCCUUGUAUCAGUUUUGAAGAUUUGUUAAAGCCAUAGCAUGGCCGUGUCUGCGAGGUGUAACUCUACAUCAGGUUUUACACAGAGUAAUUGUGAAAUUUGGUGUGUGCUGUGGCGUUUGUGGGAGUUUUAUCGUAACAGGAUUACAGCAUGUUGUGACAGUACAGCCACUGCAUUCUAACAUGCAUUCAAGCCCAGUGGUUUUUAGUUAAACAGAUGCAUGUUUGGGUUAAUUCAGGUCGUACAACACACGUCUUUCUUGGAGAUACAGUAGUAGAACCAAUUUAAUAUAGUCUCAUAUUUAAUGCAAUGACCUCCUCUCCAUAUCUGAAUAUAUGGGUUGGUCUUCACUUCUUUUUAAAGCUAACUCUUCUUUUUGUUAUUUUUUGUUGUUUGUAUUUUCCUUUUUGAAUUACAGAUUCCUAAAAGUGUGAGGCUGGCUGAGGAAUGGCAGGGCAAGCAGCCUCGGAGAAACCACCACGUUCCUCACAUGCUCACAGAGUCAGAGAGAAAGAUGACCUGAGUCUAAAAGAAAGAGAGAGAGACGGCCGAUUAGAACGCAUCUGAAUUUUCCAAACAAACAAACAAAAAGAAAAAGUUUAGAUAGAACGCAUCGAAAAUUUAGUGCUCAUAACUUCUCCAUUUUUAACCCCCAUUCAGCAGUCACAGCCGCAGUACACAAACGGCUUUAUGUUGUUGUCAGCAACGCUUUGCUUCUUAAUGUAACUAACUGCUCGCACCAUGUGCGGUCAUGACUGAGGCUGCUGGCUUCCCUGGCUCUGCCACUUCUCUUUUUUCCUUCCCUUUGCCCUGUGACACACAAACACACACACAUACAUGAAGGAGGGUGUGGUCAGAGACAGGACGGAGACCGACAGGAGCGGACGGACAAAAGAACCAGGUGGAUGAAACGCUCAUUCGCUCACUGACUCGAGACAGAAUCAUCCCAGGUUCAUCUGACGCCGCAAGAUGCUCAUAUUCACGCCUUCCACUUAAAUCAGCUCUAUAUUUGCAGGUUUCACUUAACUGGACUGAGAAGAACUGAAGGUGCUAAUCAUCUGUCUUUGUGUCCUGUGCUUCUCAUGUACGUUCGUUUGAUCUCAGUGGUUGUUGGUCUUUUGUGUCACAGUGUCCACUUUCCUCCUCACCAAGAUCACUUCCACAUAUCCAGGACCAGCUGAAGGGGCAGAACUCUAGAUGAUGGUGUCAUCCACCAUCCAUCUCAUCCAGCCAUUUCUUGUUCUGUCACUGGUGCCUGUUCCUCUCUCUGACCACACCCCACCCCCUUCCUCACCUCCACAGCCCUUCCCCCCUCCCUCAGGCUAUGGCGGCUCAGGCUAGCUCCCUUGGCUGCUUUAAGCCUUUUUUUCUUGUUUUUUUUUGUUUUUCUUUUGCAACAGCUCGGGGGGCGGGGGUCCCUCAGCGUUGUGGUGUGCUGCAUGCUUGCCCUGUCUUCCUCCUCGCCCCUGUGCUGGCGGGUUGGAGGAGGCGGUGGGGGUGUUAAGCCUGCUUACGCCCCUUCCCUCCAGCCUUUUAAAUUCAGUUAACCCUCAUUGCCUAGUCAUACUGUUCGAAUUAACCUGAAUGCUACUGUUUGGGUUUGGUGCCUGUGGGUCUUUUUUUUUUUUAAAUUACGUACAUGUUUUUUCAGUCAUUGGUUCAGAAAGCAUGUUUCCCUGUUUUUAACAGAGAGUAAGUGAUCUCAAAUUUGUGUAGUUUAAUCACAAAAAAGGAUGAUAGGGACCCGAACUGUCAUUUUGUUUCGUUUUUUUUCUUUUCUUUUUUCCUGAAUGAUCUCAUGCAUAGAUAGAUCAUGGUUGUUUUGUUUUUUUGUAAGUACAGUACGUAUGAAAAGUGUUAGUUUGCUAUGUUUUGAUCAGAGUGUCUAAUGCAAGUUGUUAGUUUAAAGUUAAUCACCUUGUGGAAGUGGCUCCACUUGGUCCAAGCAGCACCCAAAAACGAAACCUAUGAAGAUAUGAGUUACACCCGAUGUUUGUAACAAGCUCCACCUACUGUCUACUGUAUAUGAAAAUAUACUGUGAUCGUUUUCCUGUGAGUUUUUGACUGAAAUGUGACAACACGCCGAUCACCACCCGUUUUGAGCCUUAACCAGGUUUCACUGAGAGGAGGAACGAUGCUGACGUUAGCUGUGGUAUGGUGAGGAGAUGUAGAUGUGAUUAUCUCGAGGGGGCAAAUUUCUAAUCAUGAAACUGUCAGGGUAGAGAAAUGAUGUCCACUGAUUCCCCCUGCUCAAUGGCACAUAAUGCACGUGAUUUUUAACAUUUUUGUUUUAUAUAUGACGAGUGAAGAUUCUCUCUUUUUCUUCCUUUUUUUCUCUUCUUUUUUUAAAGCUGGAAUGAUAUGUUGUUGCUUAUUCUACCUGAAUGGGACUAAAAUCCCUUAACUGCAAACAUGAGUAACCGUUACAUUGUUUUUAUGUUUUGGAUGAAGCCAUCGUACAUUUGUCUAAUGCAGAAUUUUAUGAACACUCCCCGUGUGGAGGAAUGACGGACGUACUGAUCAUUUGGACUGCCGAUGUAAGGAAUGAUCAAAUCCCUGCUGAAUCAAAUACCACGUUUGCUUUCGCCCCUCUCAUCGCUUCACACAUCACGGUGAUCAAACAGUGUCUGGCAAAUGAUAUGAUUAAAUCCGAUGAGGCAGCAGUAGCUUUAGAGCAGGCUUUUUCCUGCCACUGCUCUGACACGAGACCACCACAAACGUUUUCUGUCGAUGCCCCAGAAUAACCCGCGUGUACAGUGGAAAUGACGUGAUGGAAUUAGAGAAAAUAUAUAUGAGUAUAUAAAUAAAGUCUAAAAAGGAAAACAUCUAUUUUAACUAUGGAGAGUCUUACCAUUACUUUAUCUGCUUUGCAAAGUAAGACUUCUUUUCCUUUGUAAGGUCUACCAGAUGGUGUGUUUUUGCACUUUUUCGUUUGUGUUCCAUUCGGUAGGCCAUGCUUGUGUUUUGGAGCACUGAAUACUUUGUAUUGUGUUUACUGUGCCAAUUAAAUAUGCCUGGAGAGUAAAUGGUG